Molecule: messenger RNA, 1277 nt
Organism: Dioscorea cayenensis subsp. rotundata (Guinea yam)
Lineage: Eukaryota; Viridiplantae; Streptophyta; Magnoliopsida; Dioscoreales; Dioscoreaceae
Exons: 2
Coding region: 288-896 (202 amino acids)
Source: RefSeq, a predicted model, not a curated record
CUGCAAUAUUUUCUAAUUAUUUUAUGUAUAUUCCUUACAACUUGUAAGCGAUUUCUUCUGAUUAUAAAAAUAUAUAUAUAACGAGUUCAUUGACCAGUGCACUUGCUUGUAGGGUGGUAAGUAGGUUGAAUUCUUCUUGUUAAUAUGACACUUUUCUCCUGCACUUGCAUAUACGUACUUGGGCAUGCGGCGUGCGCCAUGCCCAUGCUGAAAGAAAGACAUGGCCUGGCAAAUUUUCCAAGAGUGUUCCACCGCGUUCCUCGUCUCUCGCUCUCUCUCUGUCAACCAUGGAAUACCGCUUCUCCGACGAAAGCCAAUCCUUCAAACAGCCCACAGCAAGAGUGGUCGCUGUGAACGGGUCACUGCAGGAGUUCCCCAUCCCUGUCUCUGUCUCCGACGUUCUCGACUUCUUUGAGCACCUGCGCCUGCAGGAUCCCUUCUUUAUCUGCAGCUCCGAUACUCUCUUCUAUGACGAGUACAUCCUCCGGAUGAAGCUUGACGACUCGCUCGUCUCCGGCCAAAUAUACUUCGUGCUGCACUCCUCCAUGCUGGAUGCCCCUCUUACCAGCCUCGAUAUGGCCUCGCUAGCCCUCAAGGCCAGUUGCGCUCUUGCCUCCGCCGUCAAGGUCCCCAGACUACGCCGUGCUCGAGUCGUGCCGACGGGUGACAACAGUACUGAUUUUGAUGUUGAGAACCGAAGGUUCAACGAGGCAACCCUUGGUGUUGGUGUUGGUGUUGGUGUUGGUCAUAAUUAUCAUAGCAGCACCACCAACAACAUCAACAAGAUCAGGAUGAAAAUGGGGACUGUCUCUAUGCGCACGCGACUGCGUCCAUCUCGCCGGACUUUUAACACUUCUAAACGGAGAUUGCCUACUAUUGACGAAGUUGACGAGUAGGACAAAGGAAAGCGUCUCUCUCUGUCUCUGUCCUCCCUCCCUCCCCCAUCUUUCUUUUCCUUGUAAAAAAACAAAAAACAAUCAUUUAUUGCAGGUUUAUUUUAUUUGUACAAACAACUCCCAAUGUCAUCGUGGCUGCUCAUUUGUAUUAUUUUUAACGCUAGUUUCUUUCUAAGGAUAGAAAUAAUAAAUAAAAGAAUACUCAACGGUCAACGGACUGUUUAUUGAGACAAAUCUUCAAUAAAAAUCAAACCAAGGACAAUAUAUAUGUUUCUAUAUGGCUCAAUAGUAAAUGGGCAUAUGUUUUCAGCGUUUGCUUCAUUGGGGGAGUCACGGUUAGAUGCGUUGGGGUGUAGGAGCAACAAUACAUGAGUAAUUUUA